Molecule: messenger RNA, 701 nt
Organism: Paramecium octaurelia
Lineage: Eukaryota; Ciliophora; Oligohymenophorea; Peniculida; Parameciidae
Source: the annotation of a GenBank genome assembly
UGUCACCCAUGAAUUUAUUAAUGGAAGGCGAUGAAUAAAAACGAUAAUGUCUAAAAUGUUAAAACUAUUUUAUUGGUAAUAAGUAUUUAGACCAUGAAAAAGUGUGCAACUAACAAUAGGUUGGGUGGUAAAAUUAAAAUUAUUAAAAUAUGAAUGAUAAUGAGAGAAUGGCAAACUAAUAAAACAACCUGAUGUAUAGAUAAUAAAUACAAAAUACUAACCAAUUUGAAUAAUUGUUUUAGAAUUAACAAAUUCUAAGAAAAUGUGAAUAUUGUAAUGAUGAUUACCCUUUGGAAAUAUUAGAUUUGCACGUAUAAUAAUGUGAUGCAAGAAAAGAGCAUUAGAAUUUAUUGCAAUCUGUGUGUCCAUCUUAGGUUUUUUCUUCAAAUACUCAGAGUAAUUGCUAAGAUGAAGACGGAUAAUAAAAACUCGAAAUUCUGAGAAGCUAUUUUGAAUUAAUGGAAAAACAUGGAGAAAUAAUAGUAAAAGGAGAAGAAUUAGUGAAAAUAUCAAAUUUUUCAAUUGAACCUUUCGCAAAAACCUUUGAAAAAACAAAGUGCCAAUCUUGCAACAUAAACUUUAAUUUAGAUGAAGAAAUAUUAAUUAUGAAAUGCUGCUAUUAAAUUUAUCACCAUAUUUGCUUUUCCUAAAUUAUCAAUUUGACUAAUAACUGCGAGUGCGGAAAAAAGAUUAUUGAUUGA